Messenger RNA from Halichondria panicea, 2728 nucleotides. Its product is annotated as RNA-binding protein 25-like. Gene Ontology annotation, biological process: mRNA processing; regulation of alternative mRNA splicing, via spliceosome. The record is from RefSeq and is a predicted model, not a curated record. The transcript is spliced from 20 exons. Gene Ontology annotation, cellular component: spliceosomal complex. Lineage: Eukaryota; Metazoa; Porifera; Demospongiae; Suberitida; Halichondriidae. Bases 227 to 2593 code for a protein of 788 amino acids. Gene Ontology annotation, molecular function: mRNA binding.
UGUGCUUGAAACUAAUAGUAGGCGUGGCAUGUGAAAAAUGGCGACUUGAAAUGUUACAUGUGACCGUAAACCGUACUCACUAAGAUUCUGAAGCUCAUCAUCUGGAAAUCAUCUUAUUGUCUUGGUCAUCUUGUCUGGACACAGUUGUCACUUCAACUACCUCAUUGAGCUACUCUAGCCAUCAAAAAUCAGAAGACAUCUAAAUCUCUCAUUCUCUCACAGGGACAUGUCGUACCCUCCCCAGCACAUGGCAGGCCAUGGUUAUGGGUACCCCAUGAUGCCUCCCAUGGGCCAGCCUCCAAUGAUGCCCAUGAUGCCAGGUAUGCCGAUGCAGACUCCAUUGAUGCCUACUCCACUCAAUGGUCCGGAGCACAACUCUUCCACUAACCAAUUUGCCCCUGUCCACGUUCCUAUGUCCACGUCCACUAUGAAGGUAGCCACCACUGUGUUUGUGGGCAAUAUAUCAGACAAGGCUACAGAUACUCUCAUUAGACAAAUGCUCCUGCGCUGUGGGUCGAUUGUAGGCUGGAAGAGAGUGCAAGAUGCGUCAGGAAAACUGCAAGCAUUUGGGUUCUGUGAGUAUGCUGAACCUGACUCCACUCUGAGAGCUCUGAGAUUGCUGCAUGACAGGAAGUUGGGGGACAAGCCAUUGGUGGUGAAAGUCGAUGCAAAGACUCGUAAGGACCUGCUCAAGUACGUCACUAAGAAGAAGAGGGAGAGAGAUAAUGAGACGGCAGAUGAGCAUACUAUUGACCGACUGGUGGCAGAGAUGGAGGGGAAGAGUGACGGUGGAGUCUCCUCACUCACUGAAGUCUUGGACAAUGAAAUGAAGGCUGAAGAUGAUCAGGUCAAUGAGACAGUGAGUGCUUUACUCAAGCAACACCUAGAGGUGCUCACAAGCAACAAGUCCACAGAAGACAUUCAACGUGAGCAUGAUGUGAAAGAGUCGAUCCUCUUCAUGGCCAAACAGUGUGGAACUAUCGAUCCAGAAAGCACCCUAGAUGACAUGGAAAUGGAAGAAGGCAUGAAGACAUUAGUGUCCGAUGAGAUCAAGCGAUUCAGACAAGCAUACAAGCCUAGCGAGUCCAGGAUAAUGGAGAGAAAGAAAUUGGACGACAAAGAUAAACCAACUCGGGACGGAGGCAGAGAGCGUGAGAGGAAUAAUGAGAGAGAGAGAGGACGUGAGAAGGAGUCUCCGCCAAGAGAUAAGGACAGGGGGAGGAGCUCUAAAAGUGAGCGGUCUCGUAGCCCACGUGCAAGGUCUCGUAGUAGUCCCCCUCAGCGUUCUCGCACCCCUCCCCGUUCACGAUCGCAGGAGAGGGUGGAACGUGAGAAGAAGCGUCACCAUGAUCGUGAAAAAGAACGAGAGGACACAGCUCGUGACGAGGAGGACUAUGAAGAGAGGAUGAGACAGAGGAAGCUCCGAUCUAGGGACAAAGCCUACAGAGAGUGUUUGUCUGCUUGGGAAAACAGAGAGAGGAGAAAGCAGAAAGACUACGACAAGGAGCUGGCCGGCGAGGAAAGUAGGAGGGUGGACAUGCAACGUGAGAAGAAGCACCUCGCAGACUUCCUGGAAGAGUACGAUGACAGUAAAGAUGAUCAGAAGUAUUACCGUGGCAGUGCAUUUGCUCGUCGCCGUCGUGAGCGCGAGGUUGAGAUGGAGGAGGACGAGAGAGACAGGAUUAGAGAAAAGAAGGAGAUAGAGUCUCUUAGACUCAAGGCCAUAGAGCGUCAGGCUCGUAGUGUGCUCAAGGACUCGUACCGGAGUGAGAGUGAAGAGGAUUCCCCCAGUGGGCGGAGUGACGAUGAUGACGAUGACAUGCCCAAAAUGGACGUCUCAGAGGACAUUCCCCUCACCAAGACAGGCUUCACCAACUCCUCCUAUCCACCCAUACAGGUUCAACCAGCACCUAAUGUUGAUGCUCCUCCAAUUAAAACACUCCCCAAGGAACCAGGUAUCAUGAUUUCAGCAUCAUUUAAAGAGGAGGCUAUAAAGAGCGAAGACAGUCCAGCACAACAAGCAGGAUCGCCUCAAGUCUCAAAAUUUUCAAUUGGACUCAAAAAAGCUACAAGCUAUAAAUCCUCCCCACCUUCUAACCCCCCUCAGUCACAAACAACCAAACUAGAGGCAGUUUUCAGCGCUGAAACUGAUGAAGUUGAAGAGAAACCCAAGAAAAUGCUUGUGCCUAUAGACUACAGUGAUGACGAGGAAAAUGCACCAUACACCAAGGACAGGAGACUCUCGACAGAAGACAAGAAAAAGAUGGUUCAGAAUCUGGUCAAUAGUAUCCCGUCUUCGAAGGAGGAAGUGUUCAAGUACACACUGAGAUGGGAGCAAAUGGAUUCUAAUCUAAUAGAGAAGAGAGUGAAGCCGUGGAUCAACAAAAAAAUCACCGAGUACAUUGGAGAAACUGAGCCCAUUCUCACAGAGUUCAUCUGCAACAAGCUCUCCUGUCACAUCCCCCCAGCUGACAUCCUCUCCGAUAUUGGAAUGGUGCUGGAUGAUGAAGCAGAGAUGUUUGUGGUGAAACUAUGGCGACUGCUUAUCUACGAGACUGAAGCCAAACAUUUAGGAAUAGCCAAAUCUUAUUAAAACUCUUCUUCCUAUUUGAAUUUUCCAUGCAUAACAUGUUUAUUUUGUGCGCAUGUAUUAUAACAUUAUGUAUCAAUUCUAAAGUUGUGAAUUUUUUCUUGGUCAUUAUAAUUAUGUAUAUUAUCGAAGUCAAAA